Apis dorsata (giant honeybee) is the source of this 1402-nucleotide messenger RNA. RefSeq names its product protein lin-10-like. The transcript is spliced from 4 exons. NCBI's taxonomy places the organism in Eukaryota, Metazoa, Arthropoda, Insecta, Hymenoptera, Apidae. Bases 143 to 1387 code for a protein of 414 amino acids. The record is from RefSeq and is a predicted model, not a curated record. Gene Ontology annotation, molecular function: protein binding. Gene Ontology annotation, cellular component: cytoplasm; dendritic spine; plasma membrane. Gene Ontology annotation, biological process: chemical synaptic transmission.
AUGCAUCAAUAGAGAAAAAAAGAAAAAGAAAAAAUCGAAACGAAAAGUUUAUUCGUGAUAUUAGUGGUGCGUGAUGAUGUGAUUAGCAAGAACAUUUGUUUGUUUAUCGUUACGAAAGGAGGGACCGCCAGUGGCGACGGAUAUGCAGGCUACGCUAUUAAACUAUGGCGGGCAGCAUGAAUUUGGUCGAUGCAGCGUUGCCUCGCAAAGAAGCCUCGAGGAAGAUGAAUGUGAUUCAAGCGAAGAACUUAUAGGAAAUACUUCUGGUGGGGGCCAGUUCGAGUCGCAGACUGUGGGACUCCAACCAAAACUGGCCCCGAUCAGUGGUAUCUCUAUGGAGCCUACCACUGUUUUCAGACUUCACUUUCUCGGAUCAGUUGAAAUUGAAGAGGAAGGGAGACGUAAGCGCCUUAACAACCACAUAGUGCGGGAGGCUGUGACUAAGAUCAAGGCAUUGGCACCGGAUGGCGAAACACAACCAAGUACAGAAGUUGACUUAUUCAUCUCAACAGAAAAAAUAAUGGUUUUAAAUACGGAUUUGAAAGAAAUCAUGAUGGACCACGCAUUAAGAACAAUAUCAUAUAUAGCAGAUAUUGGCGAUGUAGUAGUCCUAAUGGCACGAAGACGCUUUGUACCGCACGAAAUGGAAGAAGCACCAAAAAUCAACAGAACUCCAAAGAUGAUUUGUCACGUAUUUGAAAGUGAAGAGGCUCGAUUCAUUGCACAAAGUAUUGGACAAGCAUUUCAAGUAGCAUACAUGGAAUUUCUUAAAGCGAAUGGAAUAGAAGAUCAUAGUUUUGUAAAAGAAAUGGAUUAUCAGGAGGUACUCAAUUCUCAAGAAAUCUUUGGUGAUGAACUACAAAUGUUUGCCAAAAAAGAAAUGCAAAAAGAGGUUGUAGUACCUAAGGCAAAAGGUGAAAUUUUAGGUGUGGUAAUUGUCGAAUCUGGAUGGGGUUCUAUGCUACCAACUGUUGUAAUUGCAAAUCUGGCACCAGCUGGUGCGGCUGCUCGUUGUGGACAAUUAAAUAUUGGUGAUCAGAUAAUAGCUAUAAAUGGUGUUUCGUUAGUUGGCUUGCCUCUUUCUACUUGUCAAACUUACAUCAAGAACUCAAAGAAUCAGACAGUUGUCAAGUUAACUGUCGUUCCGUGCGCGCCAGUAGUUGAAGUUAAAAUCAAAAGACCUGACACCAAAUAUCAGUUAGGAUUUAGUGUACAAAACGGAGUAAUAUGUAGUCUAUUGAGAGGUGGAAUCGCUGAAAGAGGAGGUGUUCGAGUGGGUCACAGAAUUAUCGAAAUCAACAAUCAAAGUGUUGUUGCUGUACCGCAUGAGAAAAUCGUCAAUCUUCUUGCCACAUCUGUUGGCGAGGUAUGUAGAAUUUCUUUUUAAUUUACAGUAGAGUUA